Molecule: messenger RNA, 516 nt
Organism: Parasteatoda tepidariorum (common house spider)
Lineage: Eukaryota; Metazoa; Arthropoda; Arachnida; Araneae; Theridiidae
Biological process (GO): protein targeting; intracellular protein transport
Molecular function (GO): ATP binding
Source: RefSeq, a predicted model, not a curated record
AUGGAGUUAUUCCAAAGCGAGUAUCAGUCUAGCAUCGAUCGCCUGUAUACGCUAACAGGAAACGAAGAUCCAAAAACUUUACAGUGGCGUAUUAACGAGGCUGGCGUUGCACAAACUGUGACGCUAGCUACAAAGACUAUGGGUCGUGGUAUUGACUACAAGUCGAACGACAGAAGUGUCGAAGAAAAUGGUGGUGUGCACGUCAUUCAGACAUUCUUCUCUUUAGACGAAAAGGAGGAGAUGCAAAUUAAAGGCAGAACAGCUCGUACGAAUAACCAGGGUAGUUAUGAGCUGAUUCUUGACCGCCGGCGUUUGAUGCAAAUGAAAUGCAGAGCUGAAACAUAUGAAGAGCUUUGCAAUGAGAGACAAUAUUCAGAAAAUCUUAGAGGAGAUGAUAUCCAAAAAGGAAUGAAAGCUGCAGAAGAAAGCCACAACAAAACUCUGGAAUUUUUCGAAUUCUUAGCAAAAUAUACACCUGAAAAUCGCAAUGAAUAUUUGUCAAAGUUAAUUGAGUGA